This is a messenger RNA of Halichondria panicea, 739 nucleotides long. RefSeq lists its product as uncharacterized. The record is from RefSeq and is a predicted model, not a curated record. Gene Ontology annotation, cellular component: nuclear inner membrane. The transcript is spliced from 4 exons. Gene Ontology annotation, biological process: meiotic attachment of telomere to nuclear envelope; homologous chromosome pairing at meiosis. NCBI's taxonomy places the organism in Eukaryota, Metazoa, Porifera, Demospongiae, Suberitida, Halichondriidae. Bases 51 to 668 code for a protein of 205 amino acids.
CUUAAAGGUGGGCGUGAGCGCUGUGCAGUGCAGUACUGCAUCUUGGAUGCAUGAUGGCUUACCUACCCUUCAGAGGACACUCUGCCUGGUUCUCCUGCAGCGUGGAUAUCAAGAUCAUAGAGAAAUGGAGUGUCAAUGGUGGACUCUAUGCUGAUGAAACAUGUGCUGACUACUUGUUCAGUGAUGAUGCAAAAAUGAAAGACACCAUCAGGAUCUACGAAUCUCAGGAUGAGAUUGCUGUAUUCCAGACUUCUUGGAUAACAGAAAUAUUGCAGAGACAAUGUCAACUCCAUGAUGUUGUAUUGGGACAGCACUUGUUGUGUCCUCAUUUCCUGGCUCCCAUUGCAACUCCUGAAAUCCUCAACUCACGGGCCCGGGCACUACCCUCCACUCAUGAGACAUACAGUGAUGCCCAGGCCCUAGAUGGUGGUCCUGGUGGAGAGGGGAAGAUGACCGAGGGAGAGCUCUGGACUGAUAACACAGCCCUGGAUGGUGGUCGUGGUGAGGAGGGGAAGAUGACUGAGGUAAAGCUCUGGGCCGAACUAGAGGCACAAGCUUUAGCAUGCAAGAUGGCAGAGGUGCUCCAUGUGGACCAUAUUAGAACUGAUGAAAAGAUGUAUGACUUUGACUGUUCCAAACCUGGGUUUGUUAUCAAACGGAUCAACUAGCUAUCCAUUUACUGUAUGGUAUGGUACAUCAAUUCUACAUUCAAUGUCCUUAAUUUUCUUGUUGUGUACAU